CCUCGAGUCGGUCACGCUUUCAGUAUCAUUUUGUCGGCUGUGAACUGUGAAGGAAAUUUGUAGCGCCGCGCGCAGUGCAUUUUUUUCUGUAACAACAACUACACAGCUGAGCGCGCCAACAACAGCUACAAGGAAGAAAAAGAGGGAGAGAGUAAAAUAAAUCAGUCUACAAACAAGUGAAACGAAGAAGAAGAGAUUAAACGCCCGCCAAUAUAUUUGAUACUAACAGAUAGAAAGAAAGAUACAAAUUGAUUAACUGUAUACGGUGGCUGGAUAGGAAGGAAACGAAAAGGCUUUAAACGCAACUAUUUGCGCUCCAGUCUACGACGAGAGCCUCAAAAAGCUCUCGCCAGGCAAAAAACACAAACACUUAUAUACAGACCGAAACUCUCUCAUAUAUACAUACAAGUACAAACACUCCCGCACGCGCUCACUCACACAACAGCCAAAGCAGACGAGACAAUUAGAGCAAAAAUAAAGCAAAACAAAACAAAAAAUAACAGCAGCUGGCAGCUGAGAGCGCUGAGCGCCAAACGACCAAAAAGAGGGAGAGAGUAAGAAUACAAAAUUCUCUGAUCUCGUAGAUCGAGAUAUACGUGCGAGAAAGCGAGAACAAUCUUCAAGUCUUGUACAAAUUAACGACGCACUGAGAGUAUUUUGCAAAAAAUACUCGUGCACACACACUCAGGAUAUGUACGGCAACAAUAAUCCGGGUAGUAACAAUAAUAACGGUGGUUAUCCCCCAUACGGUUACAACAAGUCGAGCGGUGGACGUGUAUUUGGCAUGUCUCAUUCACUGCCAUCUGGAAUGUCACGUUAUGCGUUCUCACCACAGGACACAGAAUUUACAUUUCCAAGUUCCUCGUCGCGUCGCGGUUACAACGAUUUCCCCGGGGGAAAUGGCGGCAGCGCCAAUUCCCUCGGCGGCAACAUCUGCAACAUGCCAAUGGCCAGCAACAAUUCGCUAAACAAUCUGUGCGGCCUAUCGAUCGGCAGCGGCGGCAGCGAUGAUCUGAUGAACGAUCAACGCACAAGCAACACCAAUUUGAUAGUCAACUAUUUGCCGCAGGAUAUGACUGAUCGCGAGCUGUAUGCCCUAUUUAGAGCCAUUGGACCCAUCAACACGUGCAGAAUCAUGAGAGACUAUAAGACUGGCUACAGUUUUGGUUAUGCUUUCGUGGACUUCACAUCGGAAAUGGACUCGCAGCGUGCUAUUAAAGUGCUCAAUGGGAUCACAGUGCGCAAUAAGCGGCUCAAGGUUUCAUAUGCGCGUCCUGGUGGCGAAUCGAUCAAGGAUACAAAUUUGUAUGUGACCAAUCUGCCGCGCACGAUAACCGACGAUCAGCUGGAUACGAUCUUUGGCAAAUACGGUUCCAUAGUGCAGAAGAAUAUAUUGCGUGAUAAGCUAACUGGGCGGCCAAGGGGCGUGGCGUUUGUGCGCUAUAAUAAACGCGAGGAGGCACAGGAGGCUAUCUCAGCGCUGAACAACGUUAUACCAGAGGGUGGCUCGCAGCCAUUGUCUGUGCGCCUGGCCGAGGAGCAUGGCAAGGCAAAGGCGGCGCAUUUUAUGUCACAGAUGGGAAUGGGACCGCCGCAGGCGCCGCCACCGCCACCACCACCACCACCGCAUUUGGCGGCCGGCUUCAAUAAUAUGGUUCACAGAGACGGAGCUAUGGAAAAAUUACGCUCAUUAUUCGAUGCUAUUUGCGAUGCUAUCUUUGGUCUCGAUAGCGACAACUUUGCCGAUUUGCUUGAUGGACUGUACCGCAGGAAGUACCAUUAUCCCUACUUAUAAUUGACGCCGCAGCAGCAGCAGCAACUGCAACUCUAUCAGCAGGCGUGCAGCUUCAACAACAACAACAGCAGCAACAACAACAGCAACAACACCAAUGGCAACAACAGCAAUCACAAUCCCAGCAACAUGUUACAGUAUCAUUCACAUUACCAGCAGCAACAGCAACAGCAACAGCAACAACAACAGCAACCAUUGUCACCACAUGGCCC
Molecule: messenger RNA, 2004 nt
Organism: Drosophila hydei
Lineage: Eukaryota; Metazoa; Arthropoda; Insecta; Diptera; Drosophilidae
Product: protein sex-lethal
Exons: 9
Coding region: 692-1795 (367 amino acids)
Biological process (GO): alternative mRNA splicing, via spliceosome; sex determination
Cellular component (GO): ribonucleoprotein complex; cytosol
Molecular function (GO): mRNA binding
Source: RefSeq, a predicted model, not a curated record